Abrus precatorius (Indian licorice) is the source of this 1533-nucleotide messenger RNA. Its product is annotated as probable aquaporin NIP7-1. Gene Ontology annotation, cellular component: membrane. The transcript has 7 exons. Gene Ontology annotation, biological process: transmembrane transport. Bases 678 to 1505 code for a protein of 275 amino acids. Lineage: Eukaryota; Viridiplantae; Streptophyta; Magnoliopsida; Fabales; Fabaceae. The record is from RefSeq and is a predicted model, not a curated record. Gene Ontology annotation, molecular function: channel activity.
UUCAUGCAAGUAGUCUCAUACUUAACUCUUCUGAGUGAUUUCGGACCAGGCUUCAUUCCCCUCAGCAACCAAGCAGAUUUUAUUCUCUUUCUCUAGUACCUACACAACCUUCUUUUCCUUUGAGUUGUCUCCUUGUUGAUGUUGUGCUUCUCAAGAAAUCCUCAAGCAAUUCAACACCGUAGAAGUAUUGCAAAAACAGCCAUGCAGUAUUAAUUGGUUACUGGAUAAGCUUCAAGGUAGUUCUGAUUCAUCGUUUCAAGUUCUUACAUUAAUUUGACCUAUAGCUUGUUUUGUUCAUAUUGAUAAGAAUAAAUGUUUUGGUUUGCUGAUAAACCCUUCUUGUGAGGUUUGUUUAUUGUCUUUGGGACUUAAAACAGCAAAACAAGUUUGUUCUGCUGUGUGGACUUGCUUUGUGAGAUCAAAUCUCUUUUGUUCAUUCCAAAGUAGUACUAACAGGUGGGGCGUUUACCCUUUGUGAUUUAACCUGAAUAUGAAAAAAGAAAGAUGUGAGAAGAAAGGGAAUUCUAAAUUGCUGUUAAGGGUGACAGGAACAUUUAGACAGUAGGCUGUGGAUUGGGGAGUAUCAUUUGUCCAUUCACUUGCACAAGAGGCAAAAAUAACAGUAUAAUUGUUCUGUCAUGUUUCACCUGUGAUGGAAAUAAAACCUGAAGCAGGUGAUGGCAGAGAUGGUGGGUACUUUUAUUUUGAUGUUCUGCGUAUGUGGAAUCAUUACGAGCACACAAUUACAAAAUGGUGCAGUGGGCCUUCUAGAGUAUGCAGCUACAGCAGGAUUAACAGUGGUAGUGAUUGUUUUCUCUAUAGGGCCAAUAUCUUGUGCGCAUGUUAACCCAGCUAUCACAAUAGCCUUUGCAACAAUCGGUCAAUUUCCAUGGCUCAAGGUACCAGUUUACAUAAUAGCACAGACAGUAGGUUCUAUGUCGGCAACAUACAUAGGUAGCCUUGUCUAUGGCAUAAAAUCAGAUGUUAUGAUGACUCAGCCACUCCAAGGGUGCAACUCUGCCUUCUGGGUGGAAGUUAUUGCAACUUUCAUCAUCAUGUUCCUCAUUGCAGCUUUGACAUCUGAAUCUCAAUCAGUGGGCCAUUUCUCUGGCUUAGUCGCUGGAAUAGCAAUUGGGCUUGCUGUACUAAUCACAGGCCCAAUCUCAGGUGGAUCAAUGAAUCCUGCAAGAUCAUUAGGUCCAGCAAUUCUCUCUUGGAAAUUUAAGGACAUAUGGAUAUACAUCCUAGCUCCUUGUGUUGGAGCUGUAGCAGGAGCUCUAUUGUAUUGUUUCAUACGUCUUAGAGGGCAACAUUGUAGCACUUUGUCCUCCCCUAACAUCAGUGAUGUUGCUCGUCCCAUACCCCUUUGCUCAAGGAGAAGUGGUCCCAUGAUUUUGCUGGUAGAGAAAAAUUGGAUUUUAUUAUCUAAAGGAGUAGAAGGGUUCAGUCAAAGAUUAAGAACAAAAGGAAUACCAUAUGAUGUUCAUCAUAAGUUUCCACUGUAAUUAGUCCUAGUAAAACUUUGUCAACAUG